UCGAUAUUUGCUCGAUCAAAGCAUUAUGAUAUGAUUUAGAUUCCGAUUUAAUUCGGAUUUAACCAAACAAAUGAAUACCUAUUGUUGCAAGUAAAAUCGAAGUAACCAAAUCGUGUCGUAUUAUUCACUAGUAUUGUGUUUUUCGCGCUGCACUCACGGCUUCUAUUUUCCAUUUCCAUGGCUUUCCUCAAAAACCUUCUUUCACAACGCCGUUUCCACCAACUCAUAAACCCCAAAACCCUAACUUCCCUCCACUACAAUUUCACGCUCAGACCCAUCGCAACCUUACCCCAAACCCAACCCCCAAAUUCCCAAACCGAGCAAACCGAAAAACCUCUCAGCACUUUCUUCUCCGAAGUAAUGUCAGGCAAAAUCACAACAAUAGAAGAAAACGGCGAAGGAGACAUCGAGAUGAAGAAAAAACUGAAGCAAUUAACGGAAGAAGUUAGAACCUUGAAGGAGAAAAAAACAAAAGGGGUUCCAAUUUUAACAAAAGAAGUUCCAAAGAAAAUUGAAAAAAAGAGCUUAUUUUCUGCGUUCACCAAUCAACCUCUUCCUGAUGAUGUAAUAAGUACGAAAAAGGAGGUAGAGAAGAAGCAGAAGCCGAGGGAACCUUUUGUUUUUAAGGAGCUUUCGAUUGAUAUGGUGGUGUUUUUGAAGUAUUUAUACGAAAAUGGGUAUUUUAAGGAUGCUAAAUUUGAUAAUGUUCAUGAAAGAUUUGAUCUUGGUUGGUUUGAGAAUCCUUAUGCUUUGGGGUAUGCUAAGUUUGCAGCACAGAAAUUUGCAAGUGAUAAUCGUGAAAUGGCCAAAUGGCUAUCAGGAAGUGCAAUAAAGCAAGUGGCUGUGUUUGGUUGCCCCUCCACCGGCAAGAGUUGUGUCUUCCCUGCGAAAAGACUGCGGAAAUUUUUCGAGGUUCCAGAAAAUACAGUUUGUGGUAAAUGCAUGCUGCGAGAAACAUGCAAGUUUGCGAAUCAAAAUGUGUGGAAGUGUGAUGCUAAUAAAUUGGAUUUGGAGUUAGUUAUGAAGGUUGUGAUUUCAUAUGCUUUACACUUGGUGCAUCCUCAGCUGGUAGUGUCUGAUGAAGUGAACAAGUCAGUAAAUCAUUUACUGAACGAGUUUGUGAAACUGAGUAAAAUCACCUGAAAAACUGCUUCUGGUUAACAGAGAAUACCUUGUACUGUUUGAACUUUUUCUCGCACAUCGUUGGGAAAUUGAGACCGUCGUCAUAUGAGGUGAAUUUCCAGGACUAGAAUUGUUUUUCCACUGCAAACAAUUUUCGGAGAUUCCUUUUCUUGCUACACAAGUCUAAGUUUUUCAAUGAUGCUGCUCGACUCAAAAAGAAUGAAUUUGUCUGGAAGAUCUACGAUAUGAAAUUCUGAUCUGACAACUGAGUGACAAGGUUUUCUUUGGUGGGCAUCCCUGCGAAAAACCGCCUAAGGUGGUUGUAGAAAAAUCUGUCAUGUCAUUCUGCCAUUUAACAACAGAUACACACACAUACGAAUUGGGUUGGUUUUUAGCUCCUCACAGGAUUCCUGUUAAUUCUCCUCUAUAUUACUUAAACUUAAAGUUUUUUAAUUUGGGUUUAGGGUUGCAUGCAUUCAUUGAUAUGAAUUGUCCAAUCAAGAUGGAACUAUAUACUUUCUGUGUUU
Messenger RNA from Lathyrus oleraceus (garden pea), 1649 nucleotides. RefSeq lists its product as uncharacterized. NCBI's taxonomy places the organism in Eukaryota, Viridiplantae, Streptophyta, Magnoliopsida, Fabales, Fabaceae. The transcript has 3 exons. The record is from RefSeq and is a predicted model, not a curated record. The coding region runs from base 178 to 1143 and encodes 321 amino acids.